GAAUAUCUUAAAAAAGAAAAAACUAGUAAAAAUAGCGCCAAUGCUAAAGCAAGCGGGAGUUUGAAGUGUCUGAAGUAUCUGAAUUUUUUAUGCGUAAAGUAUUUUAUUCACUUCUUUUAGAAAUUCUGUAUCAUCAUUUGUUAUCUCACCCCUACCUACACUGUGAGAAUAAAUUCAGAAAGUAUUUAUAACUUGGCUGUAAAAGACUUAAUUUGAAGUGGCUAAUUACGUUGUGAAAGAUUAUUAACUUAAAAUGGCUUUUUACACGUCAUAUAAACAAGGACAAAUGGAAACAGGAUUGCGUCCUAAAGAAAGGGCUCCUUUGUCGCUUAUAAAUGGAAACCAAAAAUUGCCGCGUGCGAAAGAUGAACUCGAAACAAAUCAGUAUUUCAGUACAUAUGAACCUAGUGUCUUAAAAGCGAACCCGGUGCAAUCAUUUUCAAUUUUCUCUGACAAUGAUGAAAGCUAUAAUGUGAAAGUGAAGGAAGAAAAGCAGCCGGAAAAGCCAGCUUUCCGUCUGUUUAACGAAGAUAAUAAUGAAAACUUGGAUAUUGAAAAUUUUCCACCUCCUCCGCCUCCACUGUUUGAAGGCAGUCUAGAAAACGAAGCCAUAGACUACCUGUGUCACGAUUCUCCCUACAAAGACGACAAUUUUAUGCACCUAAGAAGAAUUGAGCAGAAAUACAAACCAAAUUCAAAGUACAUGAGUCUACAAAUGGAUAUAAACUCAAACAUGCGAGCCAUCUUGGUUGACUGGCUUGUAGAUGUUGGCAUACAGUUUGAAUUUUCCAGUGAAGCUGUACAUCUUGCUGUCUCGUUAACUGAUAGAUUUUUGUCCUGUACAACUGUUACCAAAGGUAAACUUCAACUAGUUGGAAUCGCUUGUUUAUUUAUCACAGCCAAAUAUGAAGAAGUUAAUGCACAGGAAUUGAAAAUGUAUGCCUGGAUUACGGAUAACACUUACACCAAGAAACACAUACUACGUAUGGAGCAGAUAAUCAUGGAUAGGUUACAUUUCUAUGUAGGGGGUCCAACGGCACUUUCCUUUAUGAGUUUGGUAUAUAGUUUGACAAGAUCUCCAAAAAAGCUACUCUACCUUGGUCAAUAUUUGUGUGAGCUUGCUCUUCUAGAUAACGAACCAUUCCUUUCCUUUUUACCGAGCCUCCUCGGUGUUGCGGCUUAUUGUCUCGCUCGAUAUAUUUUGGGCUACAUCAUGUGGAUCGACGAGCUCAACAUGACGGGGUAUACGCUCGAUGAUUUGAAGCCAGCUAUUAAUAGUUUGUUUAACAAAGCGCGUGAUGUGGCAGGAAAAUCAGCAGGAAGCAUAUCUGAAAAAUACAGCCACCCAAACUUUUUGAGAGUUGCUGAGAUUGAGCUACCAGAAAUUUUAAUAAUCUGUAACUAAAGCUAUGUGUUCAGAACUGUUAAAUCUCACUUGGAUUUGACUGAUUUAUUUAGUCAUUCAUUAUUUAAGUGUACUAUUGAAAUAACUAAAUUGCUGUUAUCAAGCGUCUUGGCCUUCACUUGAAUAAGACAGCUUAGCAGGCAUGGAGCUUCUUGGUUUUUUAAUUACUUGUUGCUAAUACAAUGUGUUUUUCAAGACUCAACAUGGGACAAAAAUAACAUAGAAGAAGCAGUAAUUAUUUAGUCUAAUUUAACAGGUAUUAAGUGGGCUACAGAAAUAAAAGCCGUUUCGAGACAGAUGGUGGUUUAACAAUGUACUCUAUUUGGUAAGAAUGUGGCAGCAUUAGAUAGUAAAUUUCUAGAAAUAUUUCCUGUAGCUAAAAUUCACAUGUUUUCACACAGAAGUAAAUAUAUUCAUCUGUAACUUAUUCGGGAGCAAUUUCUGUUUUGAUUGCAAUUUAUUCCGCUAUGCCGACAGAAUGGACAAAUUAAUUCACUAAAUAAGUAUUAUCGUCUUGUAUUCUUUUGAAAAGAAUAAAACUAACAUUGCAGCUAAAGGUUUUCGCUAAGGUUAGUUGUAUUCAACUGGAACAGUAAUGGCUUAAUUAGAUUCGCAAUUUAGUAUUGUUCAAUUCUGACCUAUUUAGUGGUAAUAUGCUCAAUUCAAACAAACUGCAAUUAUUAGCUUCAGUGUGAAAAUAGUCUUGUCAUGUUCAUUUUCAACGAAAAUGAUUAGUUAAUGCUAAAUAAAUUCUCAUGCAGUGUAUAAUAUGUUGACAUAAUUCAUUUGAAUUUUUCUGACCUGUGAAUAUGGGUUUUAAAGACUGGAGGGAGAAAAAACUGGUGAUUAAUAGAAGAUAGCAACAAGCUCAUUUUAAGCAAAUACUUAAUGUGUUUAAAUCAAUCACUCUUUCACGGUUUUUGUCUAGAUAACCAAAUUGAUAAUUAAGUAGACUGUACUGUUUAAUUGAUCUAAAAUCAGUUUUUGUAUAUAGCAGGUUGAAAGUACGAAAAGAAAGAAAAUGUUUUAUAUGUUUGUAAAUAUUAACAAAUGUUGAAUCUCAACUGUAUGCGAGUCAACUCAUAGUUUUAUAGUGUGGUAUUUGCUUUUGUUUCUAAAUAUGUUAAUAUCAAGGGAUUUGUAUUUGCUACAGAGCUUAAAUUUUAUUAGCGAAGUAUUUAAGUGAAAUUAGUUUCACAAAUCUUAUUGUUCUUGCUUUGGUUAUGAACUGCUGAUUAUUUUAACAAUUUGUAAUAUUUUAGGCUAGUGAGAUAUUAGGUUGAAAGGCAAAAUUUUGUAUAUAAAAGGAUAAGGUUAUUGUGGAAGUAAAUUAAAUUCAAAAUUAUAGUCUCGCUUGUAUGUAGGCUGAAAAUGAUUGCUAUUAUUUUGUAUGCAGCAAAAGUCUUUAAUACCACCUCUUGCAUGUUUAUCAAGUACCAAUGUUGUAAUGUAGGUGGCUUAAUUUUUAUUUUAUUGUUAAUAAUUAGCUUAUCACAUUUUCUUUCAAUAAAUUUUUUCAUAAUUUUCGACAAUAUUAGAUCUUUUGUAAAUCAGUUAAGUUUGAAUUGUUUUUCUUUGAAAUAUUUUUUUAAAAUGAUAGUUUGACAAGAAGAUAUAUAUCUCGCAUAUCAUUUCUAUGAAAACUAAAAAGAAUUUUAGGGAAAUUUCAGAAUAUUUUUUGUGUAUGCAUUUUGAAGAUUGUAAAAUACUGCAAAAGAAAUGUCUACUGAAUAUUUGUAAUGGCAAUUUCUUUUUUAAAAUCAGUUAUGGGAUCAUAAAGACAGAUUUUAAAAUUGAUUUAAUAAAUUAUUUUAGUUUUUGUAUCUUUUAAGUUGAUGGAAAUCAAAUGUACAUUGUAAAUUUUGGCUUAUUUUAAAUAAUAAAGUUUGUGAAAUUAUA
Molecule: messenger RNA, 3304 nt
Organism: Parasteatoda tepidariorum (common house spider)
Lineage: Eukaryota; Metazoa; Arthropoda; Arachnida; Araneae; Theridiidae
Product: cyclin-A1
Biological process (GO): mitotic cell cycle phase transition
Molecular function (GO): cyclin-dependent protein serine/threonine kinase regulator activity
Source: RefSeq, a predicted model, not a curated record